ACGAAUAAAAGAUUACAAAUAAAAUCUUCCAUAAAUAUAAAAAUAGUGAAAAAAUGGCAGUAUUUUUUAGUGAUUUGAACAAAUAACAUUAAGUUUUUCAUUUCAUUAGAAGUUCAAAAACCCUAUGGAGAAUAAUUCGGCUUCGAAUGAAAAUCAGCUGUCUGAUGUCGUCAUUCUCUUAUUAGUAUUAGAAUAAUGCGUAUAAAUAAUUUAAAUAUUUCUAAUGAGGGUCGUUGUUUCUAAACUUUGUGGAAUUAUUGGGUAUAUGGUGCAAUAUGGAUGUAUUGCUCAUUGCACAUUUGAAUACCUUGGUGAUUUUGUAGUGUGCACUGGACCAUCGAUGGAACCAACUCUAUUUUCUGAUAAUGUCCUAUUCACUGAACAUUUAUCGCCUAGAUUCAAUAAAAUAUCCCGUGGUGAUAUAAUCAUCGCUAAAUGUCCAACAAAUCCGAAACAACAUAUAUGUAAACGAGUUAUUGGAAUACCAGGUGAUCGAAUAAGGACUGGUAAUCGACAAGAAUUAGUACCAGUCGGUCAUGUAUGGUUAGAAGGUGAUAAUUCAAGAAAUUCAGCAGAUUCAAGAGCAUAUGGUCCUGUACCAAAAGGUUUAAUUCGUAGUAAAGCUCUAUGUAGAGUUUGGCCUAUUAAAGACAUUUCAUUGUUAACUAAUUCUAAUUAUUGAAACACAAAAAAUCUAAAACAAAGUUGUAUAUUUAUGCCGUUGUAAUUAUAUUUCCAAAUUAAGAAUAUAUUUAUUAUGAAAAUUAUAUUCACCAUUUUAUGG
Molecule: messenger RNA, 784 nt
Organism: Chrysoperla carnea
Lineage: Eukaryota; Metazoa; Arthropoda; Insecta; Neuroptera; Chrysopidae
Product: mitochondrial inner membrane protease subunit 1
Exons: 2
Coding region: 224-682 (152 amino acids)
Cellular component (GO): membrane; mitochondrial inner membrane peptidase complex
Molecular function (GO): serine-type endopeptidase activity
Source: RefSeq, a predicted model, not a curated record